CCAACAAGAAAAAGGAGAAAGAACGGCCAGAGAUCUCUCUCCCGUCAGAUUUUGAACACACGAUCCACGUUGGAUUUGACGCAGUGACAGGCGAAUUUACAGGCAUGCCGGAACAAUGGGCCCGCUUGCUCCAGACGUCCAACAUCACUAAACUGGAGCAAAAGAAGAAUCCUCAAGCCGUCCUAGACGUUCUCGAGUUCUACAACUCCAAAAAGACCUCAAACAGCCAGAAAUACAUGAGUUUCACAGAUAAAUCUGCAGAAGACUAUAACUCCUCAAAUACUGUG
This is a messenger RNA of Notechis scutatus (mainland tiger snake), 287 nucleotides long. The record is from RefSeq and is a predicted model, not a curated record. NCBI's taxonomy places the organism in Eukaryota, Metazoa, Chordata, Lepidosauria, Squamata, Elapidae.